CGCGCGGGAGGCGCAGGGGCUGAGUCCCUUUCCACCUGCCGGCGCGAGCGCAGCGCCAUGGGCGGCCGCCAGCCGGGGGAACGCCGGGCUGAGCCCCGCUGAGCCCACCGGGCCGGCCAUGGGCGACCGCGAGCGCAACAAGAAGCGGCUGCUGGAGUUGGUGCAGGCGGCGGGCACCGGCAACUCUCACUGUGCCGACUGCGGGGCGGCGGAUCCUGACUGGGCCUCCUACAAGCUGGGCAUCUUCAUCUGUCUGAAUUGCUCCGGCGUCCACCGCAACUUCCCAGACAUCAGCAGAGUUAAAUCCGUGAGACUUGACUUCUGGGAUGACAGUACCGUGGAGUUUAUGACCCACAACGGGAACCUCCGUGUGAAGGCCAAGUAUGAAGCCAGAGUCCCUGCUUUCUACUAUAUCCCCCAGGCCAACGACUGUCUGGUCUUAAAGGAACAGUGGAUUCGAGCUAAGUAUGAAAGACAGGAAUUCAUGGCCGAUGGGAAAACCAUCUCACCCCCAGGUAACCGAGAAGGGUUCUUGUGGAAGCGGGGAAGAGACAAUGCGCAGUUCCUGAGAAGGAAGUUUGUUCUCCUGGCAAGAGAAGGCCUCCUGAAAUACUAUACUAAAGAAGAGGGUAAAGGCCCCAAAGCUGUCAUCAGCAUCAGAGACUUGAAUGCCACCUUUGAAACAGAGAAGAUAGGGAACCCCCAUGGGCUGCAGAUCACCUACAGGAGAGAGGGCCACAUCAGGAACCUGUUCGUGUACCACGAAAGUGGGAAGGAGAUAGUGGACUGGUUCAAUGCCCUCCGUGCAGCCCGUCUGCAGUACCUAAAAACGGCCUUUCCUGAGCUCCCAGAGUCUGAGCUCGUGCCCCUCAUCACCAGGAACUACCUCAAACAAGGCUUCAUGGAAAAGACGGGCCCAAAGCAGAGAGAACCUUUCAAGAAAAGGUGGUUUGCCCUGGAUCCCCAGGAGCGGAGGCUGCUCUAUUACAAGAACCCACUGGAUGCCUUUGAACAGGGCCAGGUCUUUCUUGGGAGCAACGAGCAGGGGUAUGAUGUAUAUGAAGACCUGCCCAAGGGCAUCCGAGGGAACCGCUGGAAAGCUGGCCUCACCAUCAUCACCCCUGAGCGGAGGUUCGUCUUCACCUGCCCCAGCGAGAAGGAGCAGCGGGAAUGGCUGGAGAGCUUUCAGGAUGUCCUCUCCCGCCCCCUGACGCCCCUCAACCUCCUCGAUUUUUGUUGGUGACAAAGUUUGGCAUUAAAAAUGGGGUGUUUUCCCCAGGCGGCUGCUUAAGAUGGAGGAGGGGCAGGUCCUGGGGCUCAAUGGCGGGGGCCAUCUCCUGGGCCACCUGGAAGCCACUGUGUCUAAACAGGUGCUGCUGGGCUGGAAGGUUGUAGUGGUGCACUAUGAGGGCAUCAGCACUUCUGGCAAUUUCUACAAAAACAUUAAGUACCUGGCUUUCCUCCACAAGCCGCUGAGCCUCAACCCAUCCCGUGGCCCAUCCCCAGAGCCCAGCCGCAUCUUCUGGAGGACAGUGUAAGGCCAGCUGCCCCACAGGACCAUGGGAGGCCAGGCUUCCCUGGACCGCCUCAAUGUGUUUGAUGGGAUCUUGCCACCCUAUGACAAGAAAAAAGGGAUGGUGGUUCCCGGUGCCCUCAAGGUUGUGGGUCUGAAGCCUACACAAACAUUUCCUUACCUGAGCACCUGGCUCACGAGGUGGGCUGGAAGUGCCAGGCUGUAACAGCCACCCUGGAGGAGAAGAGGAAGAAGUCCAAGAUCCAUUAUGGGAAGAAAAAGCAUCUCAUGAGGCUACAGAAACAGGCCAAAAACAAUGUGAAGAAGAAGACCGACAAAUACACAGAAGUCCUUGAGGCCCACGGACUCCUGGUCUGAGCCCAAUGAAAUUGUUUAUUCCUCAAUAAAUAAGUGAGGGAAGGAAUGAAUGAAUACACAAACAAAUAAACAUUAAAAUAGGG
Molecule: messenger RNA, 1974 nt
Organism: Felis catus (domestic cat)
Lineage: Eukaryota; Metazoa; Chordata; Mammalia; Carnivora; Felidae
Gene: ADAP2
Product: ArfGAP with dual PH domains 2
Exons: 11
Coding region: 119-1243 (374 amino acids)
Biological process (GO): positive regulation of GTPase activity
Cellular component (GO): intracellular membrane-bounded organelle; plasma membrane
Molecular function (GO): phosphatidylinositol bisphosphate binding; GTPase activator activity
Source: RefSeq, a predicted model, not a curated record